Messenger RNA from Wasmannia auropunctata (little fire ant), 1362 nucleotides. RefSeq lists its product as uncharacterized. Lineage: Eukaryota; Metazoa; Arthropoda; Insecta; Hymenoptera; Formicidae. The coding region runs from base 1 to 861 and encodes 286 amino acids. The transcript has 4 exons. The record is from RefSeq and is a predicted model, not a curated record.
AUGCGGUUCGUGCGGCAGUCGCAGACGAUUAAAGUUAUGAAUUUUGACAACAAGAUACAGCUAAUACCUGAGAAAAUACGUAGGCAUGGAAACAUGCUACCGACUUCUAUACGCGGUAUUAUAUGCGGUCCGUCAAACUGCGGCAAGACAAACGUAUUGAUAAGCUUGCUGGAAAGUCCGCACGGCGUACGCUUUGAGAAUGUGUACAUAUACUCGAAAUCAUUGCAACAACCGAAAUAUCAAUACUUGGAGAGUAUACUGUCACCGAUAGAAGAAAUUGGUUAUUUUACAUUUUCCAAUAACAGCGACGUCGUUCCACCGAACGAGGCGCUUCCAAAUUCCAUUUUUGUCUUUGAUGACGUGGCAUGCGACAAGCAAGACGUCAUAAGAGAAUACUUUGCAAUGGGCCGCCACGCGCACGUUGACUGCUUCUAUCUCUGUCAGACGUAUGCAAAGAUACCAAAGCAUCUUAUACGUGACAACUCAAAUCUGUUGAUCUUGUUUAAACAGGAUGGAACCAAUCUGAAACAUGUAUACAACGAUCACACGAAUGAAUACCUUACUGAUGGUAAACAUCCUGAAUCGCGUGCAGAAUCGCCAUAUUAUAAUGCGCAACCACAGAAACCAGCAUGCAUACCAAUAUCAUUUGUAGAAGAGAUGGAAGCUUUCGAAAAUAUCGACCAAAACAAUUAUUUCGACGUUGUGAGCUAUUUUCACUUCAUUGGUGGCUUUAAUCUGAAGGAAGCCGUUAAUUUGUGCUUGAAAGAAGGUCUCAAGGAUUCAAUAACACCAUCUUUCACUUGGUGGGGACGCAAAGGAGGACCAAGACCCUUAUAUGACACUCGUUAUGGCAAUUUAUGAAGGUGUGAGCAGCAAUUCCCAUUUCGAAAAACCCACUCGAGCGGAAUUCCAAGUCAAAAUGCGAGAAGCUCUUCGAAUAACGAAAGAGAGAUUCAGACAGAGGACACGUGGACCACGUAUGCAGGGAGACAAUGUAAGAAAUCGCCGAGAUUUUUGGAAUGACGAUCAACCGGAGGGACAACCGGAGGACAUCGCAGAAUCCGCUGAUAAUUAAGCUAUUUAAUAACUUUUUUUUUCUUCUUUUCUUAUUUUAUAAUAAUAGUGUAUUAUAAAAAAAGUAUGUACACAGAGUUAUCAUACAAAAUAUUCACGUCCGAUACUUACAAUGGCAUAUUAUAACCUGUAUUAAAAAUUUAAUUAUAAAACAAAUUUUGAUGUUUAAUGUAGGUUUGUUUAAUAAAAGAAUAUAAUUUCAUUUAAGCUAUAACGUUAGAGUUAAAAUUUUUCGUCUGUUUAAUCGAACUCCACGAAACAGGCACUUGCUAAUAAACGUAAAACUGA